AUGUGUGCGUCAGCCACCGCGGCUCUUUUAUUGGGCGCGCUUGCUGUUCUACCUAGUCAAGGAACCGACGCCGACGCCACUUCAACAAUUUUGAACGAAACACGCGAAGGAGGGUCGCAGCCAACUAUAAACCAACUUUAUCAAAUGUUGUACCGUAGCUCAGACUCACAUAAUGAAACUAAACUUCUUGCUAACUUAAACUAUUCUACUCUUAAUAUAGCGCAAACUUUUAAGUCCCAUAACCAACUUAAAUAUUCUACACCAAGCGACGGGAGUCAGGUUAACUGUUGUCUUAAUGAUACGAUUUUAUACGAAGUGACAACAAAGAAAGAAGGUACUGGGUUUUUAGUAAAUAAGGUGAAUGAUUUUGACAAAGAUCGUAAAAGGUUUAGAAAAAGGAGAAUUGUAAAUGUCACAAGAACGGAUAGCGAUAUUUCAUUUGGGAAUUUUUUUGAAUUAACAACGUUUCCUUUUCUAAGCACACCACAUUCAUUACCUGAAAGAAGACGAAAAAUUGGGGAAGUUGGGUCUAAUGCACCACUACUAAACUAUAUAUUUGAUACAUAUUCAAACACUCACCAGCAUAGAAAUGAAAGGCCAGGAAAUGGUAACAGUAUCUAUGCGGCGGCUGCUCCGGAAAUCGAGGCAUUAGUUGGAUCUACAGCUCACCUAGAUUGCAAAGUAGACGCCUUACACGAUAAAUUGGUAUCUUGGGUACGUCGAAAAAACGAUGAAGAGCCAAUGGAAUUGCUUACAACUGGUACUCAACAGUAUACAGCAGACAAAAGAUAUUCUGCGCGUUUCAUUCCACCUGAUAUUUGGCGGCUUGAGGUUAAAGAAGUACGGCCAUCGGAUGCUGCUCACUACGAUUGUCAAUUAUCCGCUCACCCACCUCGAACUGCACGGGUGACGUUGUUAGUACCAGAGGUAUCAGUACGCAUCGUUGAUGGAGCCGGUGCAUUAGUAUCGGAGCAAGUCUGCGAGAUCGGCAGUACAGUUGCUCUUCGAUGUGAAGUAAGAGGUCUUAGAAUGGAAGGAGGUCCGUCACUUCUGUGGUAUCGCAGAGAAUAUUUACUCAAUGAUGAUACUACAAGAGGCGGUAUAAGUGUCCGUACUGAAUUCGGUGCGAAUGGUGCCAAUUCGGUGCUACGUGUGGCCCGAGUGAAAGCAGACGACGCUGGCCGCUACACAUGCAGCGUCGCACGCGCACCGCCACCAGCGCCUUCUCCAGCACAUGUCAUCUUACACGUUAUAAAAGGUGAAAGCUUGGCGGAACUGCACCAAGGGAAAGGAUCAAGUUUGCGUAUAUCUAAAAUAAUUAUUUUUACGUUAGCACUAUGUGCCAUUUUACACGAUUAA
Messenger RNA from Parnassius mnemosyne (clouded apollo), 1359 nucleotides. The record is from the annotation of a GenBank genome assembly. NCBI's taxonomy places the organism in Eukaryota, Metazoa, Arthropoda, Insecta, Lepidoptera, Papilionidae.